Molecule: messenger RNA, 843 nt
Organism: Chionomys nivalis (European snow vole)
Lineage: Eukaryota; Metazoa; Chordata; Mammalia; Rodentia; Cricetidae
Gene: Npff
Product: neuropeptide FF-amide peptide precursor
Exons: 3
Coding region: 456-782 (108 amino acids)
Biological process (GO): excitatory postsynaptic potential
Cellular component (GO): axon terminus; perikaryon; dendrite
Molecular function (GO): neuropeptide hormone activity; G protein-coupled receptor binding
Source: RefSeq, a predicted model, not a curated record
UGCCCAUCUCAGGCAUGGGGAGGGACCAAGGUGGGUCACCCUAGCCUAUUAGUAACCCUAGUUCCUUCCCAUCCAGGAAAUAACAAUCCUGACAGGAGUUUCUUCAGUCCAGAGUUGAUCAAUUGCAGCUCUCCAACCUGUUGAAGAAUUGGGGGUUCUUAUAAGGCUCCCCCAGGGCCUAGCUCUGACAAACCGUCUGCAAUUAAUGAUGCUUCCUGAGCUCUGGAGACAGGAUUUAUGCAUCUAAUAAAGUCUGUAACUCCAGGCUUAGGCCGGGGGUAGGAAGCUGAGAGCAGAAAGUCCCCAGGGGGAUAUGAGAGGGGGUCCCAGGUGGCUCUUAAUAGAGCCAUGCAUUUCUGUUGCCUGUCUAGAUUUCCCUUCAGGCUGCUGCUGAGGUGGGGGCGGGGACAGCAGGUAUAAGAGGAUGGUGUGCCAGUGGGGAGGUGGAUGGCAGCAUGGAUUCCAAGCAGGUUGCUGUGCUGCUGCUAUUGCUGCUGCUGCUGGACUCGGGUCAUUCUGAAGAACCAGGGAGCCGGGAUGGAGACCAGGUCUUUGCAGAAGAAGAUGAGGGACCCCACCCACCACAGUAUGCCCAGACUCCUGGGACCCUCUUGCGUUUUCUGCUCCAGGCCAUGGAGAGACCUGGCAGAAGCCCAGUCUUCCUGUUUCAUCCUCAGAGGUUUGGCAGAAAUACCUGGGGGUCCUGGAGCAAAGAGCAGCUAAGUCCCCGGGCUAGAGAGUUCUGGAGCCUGGCUGCCCCUCAGCGCUUUGGGAAGAAGUAACAGCAUCAUCCUUGUGAUGUGUCUGCAUGCAAAAUCACCCCCUAUGUGCCAUGUGUGCCCC